AUGAAAAUAGAGGCUAAAGAGCCUUUGCUUGAGGCAUUUAUGACUGCUGAUGAGGAGAGAGGCAGAGGUAAAAAUAAGAAAAAGAAGAGAAAGAGAAAGAGGGCAUCUGGAAGUAGAAAUCCCAAAACAGAAGUAAUAGAAAAUGCUAUUGGAGAUAAAAUUGAAGAGUAAAUUGCCACAUGGCAUAAGUUAUCUCCUUAGAGCUCUAAGAAAGAGUUACAGCUAAACAAUUAUAAUGUAAAUUUAAAAGAAAACUAGCUUACUGUCCCUCAAGUUUUCUCUCCUUAAGAUAAUAUCCAGAAAAUAUAAGAUAAACAGCCUAUUGUUCUUUGA
Stylonychia lemnae is the source of this 333-nucleotide messenger RNA. The record is from the annotation of a GenBank genome assembly. NCBI's taxonomy places the organism in Eukaryota, Ciliophora, Spirotrichea, Sporadotrichida, Oxytrichidae.